Messenger RNA from Fulvia fulva, 3534 nucleotides. RefSeq names its product putative lipase MIL1. The transcript has a single exon. Bases 1 to 3534 code for a protein of 1177 amino acids. Lineage: Eukaryota; Fungi; Ascomycota; Dothideomycetes; Mycosphaerellales; Mycosphaerellaceae. The record is from RefSeq and is a predicted model, not a curated record.
AUGCCCGCUGAACAGCAUGCGGGAAAGGCCGACGAGAAGGAUGAAGCUACGAAAGAGCCCGAAUCGCCCACAGCAUUGAAGCGCAUCAGGAGCAAGGACUCUGGGAAGGCAAAGAUUGAUGAGCCUCAGGCCGAGCCAUCAGUGGCAGACGAGUUCGGGCUGGCACCGCGACCACCACGAAGGCGGAAUCACAGUUUGGAGCAGUUGGACAGUCCAGAGCAGAUCAAGAGGCAGGUCAUAGAGGAGACCGGAGGCGAGCUUGAGCUGGUCAAGGAAGAACAGAAAGAUGAAGGUCAAGGCGAUGCAGAGCAAGCCUCGAAAGGAGCAAAGGGGGCAGGGCAGAAGACCGCUGGGAACCCCACGACGCCUAGACAGAGUAUAGAAGGUCCUCCACUAGAGAAAAGCCGGACAGGAAGCGAUUCCAAGUCUGUUGCAAGUCCAUCGAGUCCCACGGCCGUGAAAGGGAAGCAUGUCAAGCAGCCAUCUACCAGCACAAUUGGAGAGUUCUCGCACCAACAGACAGUUCCUCGAGAAGCGACCGUAGAGGAGAAGAAUGACGACGAGGAUAAUUGGCAGGAAAUGCCAGCAUUUGCGACGCACCGGAUAUACGACGACUGGGGCAAGGUGCUGGCGAAAGAGUACGAUGAAGCAGACGAUGAGACUGUCGCAUACGGAACCCUUGGAGGCGCGGGCAAAGGCUAUACACGUGUGCAGAUGGACGAAGACGCCAAGAGUGCUACAAGUAUGGAUGACAACACCGCGUAUCUUUUCAAGGGUGCCGGUAAUGCUGCCAAUACCCUGUACGACGAGGAUGAAGAGAGUGCGGACCUCCUUUCGCAGAUGCAGACCACCAAGACGCUGCUCACGGAAGCUCAGAGGAUAGCUUAUGUCGGGAUCGUGAGGCUUUCAAUUGCAAGUAUAUCUAACGAAAUCGAUACCCUGGAGCGAACGAGGAACACGAAGAAGUUUGUGGACUUCGCAGUCGAAGCAAUCAAGAUGUGGGGCCAGAAGAUCAUGAUCAGAGUGUACAACCACAUGGAAAUUGACGCGCGAGAGCAGAUCAUGGUCGAGCAGCUAGCCGAGCAUGGUGUGCUGCCUUCAGAUCUGACGCCUACACUGAUGCAAAACGCACGAGUCAAGAACCCGCAUGCUCCAUCAGGAAGCAACUCUGAAGCGAACUCGUCCCGACCAUCGUUGGCAUCGCCCCGGCCUUCGACGACCGCAGAGAAGCGGAAGUCGUAUCUAGGUACACCAACAUCGAAGCCAAGCACUCCAGCUCCGCCUUCAGAUCCUUCCACGCCAGCGACAGAAGAGCCGCCUCUUGUGUAUGAGCAGCACACGGCGGACCAGCUUACCAUCCAGGACCCUGACGAGCUCGAAGAUGCCAAGAAUCUGGACAUCGACAUCAGGUGGACCGUGCUCUGUGAUCUCUUCUUACUGCUGAUAGCGGACAGCACGUACGAUUCGAGAUCGCGGACUUUGCUCGAACUCGUGGGCAAAGCAUUGGCAGUGGACUGGCAGGAGAUAUGUCGCUUCGAAAAGCGCGUGACUGACGCACUGGAGAUGCAAGAACAAGCCGAGAAAGAGAACUGGAAUGAAGACGACCAUCUGGAAGCACGAAAGAAAGCCGCGCGAAAUCGAAGAUUGGCUGUAAUGGGCCUGUGUACAGUCGGAGGUGGCCUCGUAAUCGGUCUAAGUGCAGGUCUACUCGCGCCUGUCAUUGGUGCUGGUCUGGCUGCCGGCUUCACUGCUAUCGGUGUCUCUGGUACCGGUACCUUCCUCGGUGGCACAGGUGCAGCAGCAUUGAUUGGAACGACCGGCGCUGCGCUGGGUAGUCGGAUAGGCAUCAAUGCAUCGGCCAGACGUACAGGCGCUGUCAAGACGUACGAGUACAAACCGCUGUUCAACAAUAAGCGCGUCAAUCUCAUCGUGACUGUCGCUGGCUGGAUUACCGGCAAAGUCGAUGAUGUGCGGUUACCAUUCAGUACUGUCGACCCCAUCAUGGGCGAUAUAUACUCGGUCAACUGGGAGCCGGAGAUGCUGCAAAGUACUGGUCAAACUAUCCAGAUUCUUGGCACAGAAGCAUUAACACAGACCAUCCAGCAGGUCUUGGGCGCCACAGUACUGGCAACGUUGAUGGCUGGUCUGUCAACACCACUCAUCUUGAUGAAGCUAUCAUAUCUCAUUGACAAUCCUUGGACGGUAUCUCUGGCCCGAGCGGAUGCCACCGGUCUCAUCUUGGCAGAUUCAAUCAUUGACAGAAAUCUUGGUGUGCGCCCGAUCACGCUCGUCGGCUUCUCACUUGGCGCACGUGUGAUCUUCUCGUGUCUGAAGGAACUGGCCAGGCGUGGUGGACUAGGUCUGGUACAGAACGUUUACAUGUUCGGCUCCCCUGUUGUGGCCAAAAAAGAGGAGUACAUUCGCGCACGAAGUAUUGUCAGUGGACGCUUCGUCAAUGGCUACGCCUCAAAUGAUUGGAUCCUCGGCUAUCUCUUCCGCGCCACGAGCGGUGGUAUCAUGCGCGUGGCUGGUCUGGCCAGUGUCGAUGUACCAGGCGUUGAGAAUAUCGAUGUAACAGCGGAGGUGCCUGGACACAUGGCUUAUCGUGGCAUGAUGCCAAUUCUGCUCGACAAAGUCGGAUGGGCUGUAGAAAGUCUCGAGUUCACGGAGAUCGAGGACCCCGACCCGGAGAACCACGAGAAAAGACAGAGAGAGCUGCUCGAUGAGAUCGAGGAGGCCCGCGCACGGCUCGAAGAACAACCACAGAAGAAAGGCUUCAAGGCUUUCUUUUCCAGAAAGAAGGCGUCGCAGAAGAAGGCUUGGGAGACUUACGAUGAGCGGAGUCAGAAGGUCCUCGAAGGGGAUGACAAGGAAAGCGAGAAGCAUGCCGAGGAGAACGCCAAUGUCAUGUUCGACGUGGACGCCAUCCGGAAAGAAGCGCUCGCAUUGGCAAUCAAGAGUCCUGACGACAUCGAGGAAAUCAAGAAACAUCUCAGCGUGAGAGAGAUCGAGAGCACAUUGCCUACCCUCAAAGUCAACUUGUCGCCGAAGCAAGAGAGUGCACCAACAACCAGCCAUGCCAAUGGCAGCAUGACACCGGAUGGUAAGACCAGACCGGAGCCCAAGCACAGUCAGACGCAUGAUGGAUCUUCUACAUCACUCCCAAACAACUCCUCCAACCGCAGUGUCAGCAUGCCACUACCCAACGGCACAAGCGCCCACAUCCGCGAGCAAGAGCUCAAAUCCCCAGACGAAGAAGUCCAAAUGUCCUUCGAAGAAGACAGACCCAAAGCCACAACCCUAACAGCCCCUACCUUGGGACCCACACCCGAAUUUCAAUCCGCGCGCAACUCCCCCGAACCCUCAAAUCGUCCCCCACUGCGAAGCAUCAACACCACCCCAGUACACUCUGGCAGCAAACUUGGAAGCACGCCUGUAACUCCAGCAAAUAUAGAACCUGACCAUAAUCCUUGGAGCGCGGAUGCUGAUGAUCCGGAGUUUGGAAAGGAGAGGGAGAUUACGAUGGAGUUUUGA